Messenger RNA from Eremomyces bilateralis CBS 781.70, 939 nucleotides. RefSeq names its product Prefoldin alpha subunit. The transcript is spliced from 3 exons. The coding region runs from base 206 to 709 and encodes 167 amino acids. Lineage: Eukaryota; Fungi; Ascomycota; Dothideomycetes; Eremomycetales; Eremomycetaceae. Gene Ontology annotation, cellular component: cytoplasm; prefoldin complex. Gene Ontology annotation, biological process: regulation of DNA-templated transcription; protein folding. The record is from RefSeq and is a predicted model, not a curated record.
AGAAGUCAAGAUCGUGGUUGAAAUCGAAGAUGUUCAUGUUGGAAUUCUGUUGUUGGUACCUAAACACGUGAUUGCUUACAUCAUCUCACGAUGCUCCACCGAAGCUCUGUCAAUUGUUGACCUCUAGCUUUCGAAGAAUACCUGUAUCAGAUUCAAGCCUCGCGUCAAUGACAAGACAAGUGUGACUUCUCACCAAUCUCCCACAAUGGCCACGACACCAAACAGCGGCCCCGGCCACGCAGUCCAACUCAACACGCUCCCCCUCCCCCAACUCCACGCCCUCCAAAAGCAACUCAACUCCGAACUCCAACACCUCACUACCUCCUUCCAAUCCCUGCGCACCGCGCAGUCCAAAUUCCGCGACUGCAUGGCCUCGCUCACCACCGCGCUCUCGGCCGCGAACACCGCCCCAGACACCCACAAACCCAUCCUCGUCCCCAUGACCGAGUCGCUGUACGUGCCGGCGACGCUGGCGAGCGUGGAGACGGUUCUGGUGGAUGUGGGGACGGGAUUUUUCGUGGAAAAGGACCGGGGGGAGGCGCGGGAGUUUUAUGAGCGGAAGGUGGGGGAGUUAGAGGAGAGUUUAAAGAAUCUGGAGGGGAUUGUGGGGAGGAAGGCGGAGAAUGUGAAGGCGGUGGAGGAUACAAUCAGAGACAAGGUCCUCGCGGAGAAUGCGCAGCCGGGAGCGGAGGCAGCGAGCGCGGCAUGAUGGUGGAUAUACGGUUCGGCUUAGACGUUAGAGCAGGAGGGUAUAUAAGGACAGGAUGGUGGACACGUGCAUCAUGAUACCCACGGCGCAGAUCCGAAUGGAACGGACGAUUGGCAUACGGUCAUGAACUUCUUUUAUUCAUCUCCAGUCAAAAGAGCGGAGGUAUCCCUGAAUUCUCCCCGACCAGCUUGCACACCGUAGCGUGGGUCAUUAAUGGAAGGAUGAUUUGA